GUUCUGUUUCCUGCGAAACAAAAACGAUGGAGGUUGCUUCAUUCGAUCGUGCCAGUGAGCUUAAGGCUUUCGAUGAAACCAACACAGGUGUGAAAGGACUCGUGGACUCAGGAAUCUCAAAGAUUCCACGUAUCUUCCAUCACUCAUCUCUCAACCUAGCAAACCCUAAACCACUUCCCUCGGACUUGCUUCUCAAGACGAUCCCAACGAUCGAUAUUGGUGGACGGAUCUUUGAAACCUCGAUGGAGCGCAAGAACGCCAUCGAGAGGAUUAAAGAAGCAGCAGGGAAGUGGGGUUUCUUUCAGGUGAUCAACCAUGGAGUUUCUCUCGAUCUUCUUGAGAAGAUGAAAGAUGGAGUUCGUGAGUUUCACGAGCAAUCUCCAGAAGUGAAGAAAGAGCUUUACUCUCGCGAUAUAACGAGGCAAAAGUUUCACUAUUCAAGCAACUUCGAUCUCUACACUUCUCCAGCAGCUAAUUGGAGAGACACAGUUACUUGUUUCAUGGCUCCGGAUCCUCCGAAUCCACAAGAUCUUCCAGAAAUGCUUAGGGAUGUCAUGAUAGAAUAUUCAAAGCAAGUGAUGAGUUUGGGUAAAUUCCUCUUCACGCUUUUAUCAGAAGCUUUAGGUUUGAACCCUAAUCACCUCAAUGACAUGGAUUGCGCUAAGGGUUUGAUCAUGCUUGGCCAUUACUACCCAACGUGUCCAGAACCUGACCUAACUUUAGGCACAAGUCAACACGCAGACACUUCUUUUCUUACCGUGCUUCUUCAAGAUCAGAUCGGUGGCCUUCAGGUACUUCAAGAAGGGUACUGGUUCGAUGUUCCUCAUGUCCCUGGAGCUCUAAUCAUCAACAUCGGAGAUCUUCUACAGCUUAUAUCAAACGACAACUUCGUUAGUUCAGAACAUAGAGUGUUGGCGAACAGAGCAAGUAAAGCUCGAAUCUCUGUAGCAUGUUUCUUCUUCACGGCCAUGACACCGAAUCCUACACUAUACGGACCCAUUAGAGAGAUUGUGUCUGAAGAAAACCCUCCUAAGUACAGGGAGACCACCAUCAAAGAAUACACUGCUCACUUCAAUGCCAAAGGACUUGACGGAACCUCUGCUUUGCUCCACUUUAAAAUAUAAAAACACCAAACAUGGCGAGCUAGCUAGCUACUUCUUUCUUAACACAUAUACGACAUGAUGCGUAAAGAUGUUGGAGAUGUGUGUGAACCAUAUGUAGACUAGACUUUGUUAUUAUGUUUGUGUUAUUGUAUAAGAUCGCUCUCUGUACUUUGUGACACUCACUUGCAAAAGAAGCAACGAACUGAG
Capsella rubella is the source of this 1310-nucleotide messenger RNA. RefSeq names its product 1-aminocyclopropane-1-carboxylate oxidase homolog 3. The coding region runs from base 27 to 1124 and encodes 365 amino acids. The transcript has 3 exons. The record is from RefSeq and is a predicted model, not a curated record. Lineage: Eukaryota; Viridiplantae; Streptophyta; Magnoliopsida; Brassicales; Brassicaceae.